Molecule: messenger RNA, 1851 nt
Organism: Yarrowia lipolytica CLIB122
Lineage: Eukaryota; Fungi; Ascomycota; Dipodascomycetes; Dipodascales
Biological process (GO): attachment of GPI anchor to protein
Cellular component (GO): GPI-anchor transamidase complex; membrane
Source: RefSeq, a predicted model, not a curated record
AUGUCUCGUUUGGGUCUCGAAAUCUACGCCAAAUGGCGAACCGGCUGGGUCUACGGGACAAGAUCAAUUGGCUGGUUGCCAUUGCUGUCGCUGCUUGUCAGCGUGAUUGGAGCGCUCUGGCUGGCAGUUCUGCCUCUAGACGGCCAAUAUCGAUACACCUAUGUGAGUGAAAAUGCGCUGCUUCCGGGCCAGGCACACACGCAUUUUCGCGAGAGUGAGUGGAACCACGUCCGGGCCUACAAGCAGGAGAUUCAGGCGAUUGUCAAUUCGGAGGCUGGCGGUCAUAUCAAUGAGCAGGAGCGAAUUUCGCAUGUACGAGGGUACCUGGCCGACAUCGGGCUCAAGACGUCGCUGCACGAGUGGUCCGUCGACCAUUUCUCCGAGUCGUACAACGGCACCAACGUCUACGGCGUCAUGCAUGCUCCUCGAGGAGACAAUGCCGAGGCCAUGGUUCUGGUGGCCCCCUGGAUCAACCAGGAUGGAGAGCACAAUGUUGGUGGUAUCAGCGUCUUGAUUGCGCUGGCCAGGUAUCUCAAGCGAUGGAGCGUGUGGAGCAAAAACAUUGUGUUUGUGAUCCCCAGCGACUCCGGUUUUGCUCUACGUUCCUGGGUCACUGCUUACCAUACCAGCCUGGCGCUUACGGCCGGAGCCAUCGAAGGCGCCAUUGUCCUGGACUACCCCGAGGCGUCCAGUGAGCACUUUGAUUUUAUGGAGGUCUUCUAUGAGGGUCUCAACGGCCAGCUGCCCAAUCUGGAUCUCAUCAACACUGCUGUUAUUGCUGCCAGCACUGAGAAUCUGGCUACUGUGAUCCAAGGAGUGACGGAGGACGAUGAGAGCUUUGUCAAAAAGUACAUGCCUGAAUCCCUCAAGGAGUUUUUUGGCAACCAGCAGAUGGAUGUGCUCAACAGAUACGCCAACCGACUCAAGAUCAUGCUGUCUGGAAUGACCCGUCAGCUGACAACCGGAAUCAGCAACAGUCCUGGAUCGGAGGCAUUUUCCGGCUGGAGAAUCGACGCCAUCACUCUGCGAGCUCGAGGAACUACCGGUCCCUUUGAUAUCACUACCUUUGGCCGAAUGGCAGAAAGCACUCUGAGAUCCAUCAACAACCUGCUGGAACACUUCCACCAGUCGUUUUUCUUCUACCUGCUGCUCUCGCCCACCAAGUUUGUAUCUAUCGGCACCUACCUUCCAGGAGCAGUGCUUGUGUGCGCUUCUUUCCCCCUCACUGCCAUCUACCUGUACGCCACCAAGCCCAAUCGAUCGACUUCGCUAGUGAAAUCUUUCUUCAUCAUCAUUGCUGUCUUUGGAGCCUGCACCACGAUUGGAGGGGUUUUGACUGUCGUUCCUACCUCUGCAGUCGGCCCUGUACUGACCUCUCUCUUCGUCAUCAGUGCCUGUCUGCCUAUUUUGUCGGUGGUGGCUCCCUCACCUCCUCCUCACCCUGCCAGCGCGCCCGCCGAGCCCAACGUUACCCUGGCCAUCUCCUUGUUGCUCCACGGCCUCGUUACCACUGCUCUGGCAACCAUCAACUUUUCGUUGGCCAUGGUUCUGGGUCUGCUGACCGUGGCAUUCAACUUCAUCCGUCCUGGGUCUGCUCACACCAAGAGCAACCUACUGAUUCUCAUCAUCACAUGCCCUUGGACUUGGCUGGUUGCCGUUGGCGCCGUUUUGCACACCUCGCCCUUCGAUAUCCUGCAGAUGCUCCUGUGGUCGCUUAGAGGUAACCAGGUGUGGACCUGGCAGGUGCUGUUCGGUCUGUGGCUGCCCCAGUGGGUGCUUGCGGUUAUUGUCUCGCGCUCUUCUACCCCCGCCCCUGCCCAGUCUACUGUUGGCUAUUUCAGAAAGCAGUAA